GUUUCUAGCUUCAAUUUGAACAACUGAGAACUAUCCAGUCGUGUUAGCUACGAUUUUCUGUCACCUUUGAAGAUGGUUUGCGAAAACUGCGAGAAGAAACUAGGACGGGUCAUCACUCCUGAUACCUGGAAAGAUGGUGCUAGAAACACGACAGAAAGUGGUGGGCGAAAACUUAAUGAAAAUAAAAUGUUGACCUCCAAAAAAGCCAGGUUUGAUCCUUAUGGAAAGGCUGGUUUUGCCACCUGCAGAAUAUGCAAAAGCUCUGUUCAUCAGUCUGGUUCACACUAUUGCCAGGGAUGUGCAUACAAGAAAGGAAUUUGUGCCAUGUGUGGGAAAAAGGUUAUUGAUACCAAGAACUACAAACAGACCUCUGUUUGAUUCAUUCUUUCUAGCUGGAGACAGAUGAUUGGGUUCGUUUUUAUUGGAGAUAAUUAUAAUUGAUGGUCACAAAAGAGCAGUUUACAGAGUUUUGUGACCAAGAAAUUGCUGAGAAAAUGGUGCACGUGUUUGUAACUGUUAGUUGUGAGAAGCAUACGUUAUUGGUAUUCCUCUCUCACUUAACCUUAGAGCAAUAUUUGGCAUAUACUGUUUGGACAAAGCAGAAGUAAAUCUCUUUGAAAACCUGUUUUCCUCAAAUGUUCUCAUUAGUUUGGAACUUUUUCCCAUCUUCCGUCAGUGAUUAUUUCUACAGAACACAAUGAUCCACCUAUCUCUUGGACCCUGAAAUACCAGUCGGGUCACUUCAUGGCAGUUUAUAGCACCUUUUUUAUAACUUAGUUGGCCAAAAGUCUACUUUGACAUUUAAAUCCCUUCCCCAAGUCAAGAACAUCUUUUCUAUAAUCUCUUUUCUUUAAAAUAUUGUUUUCCCUUGACCCUUUAAGUCAGUGUAAUUAUUAAAGCAUCUAAUGUAAAUAUGAAACCAGUAGAUUAUGACACGUCAAUGUAAGAUAGUAACACGUUUAAUGUACAGUGAUGUUGAUAGUCUGUUUAAAUUUCCAUUUGCCCUCAGCAUUGUCCAUCUCACACUUGGGUCUUCUUGUCAAAACAGUGGCAUCUGUAUCUCUUUUGUUGUUUACUUUUUAAAUGAUAAUGUUGAGUGAAUCCCAGAUUUGUUUGUUUAAUCCCAGAUUUGUAGUUUGUACUGAAAAUAUAAUUUGUAGUCAUUACUUAAGACUCUGUAAAAUGUAAUAUCUAUUAAAUUAUGGAGAGUGUGGGACACCAAUUACAUCGUGGGACAGUUUUAAAGUCUGUGUGUAUAUAUAUAUAUAUAUAUAUAUUUUUUUUUUUUUUGCAAAAUAAAAUUGUGAUGACCUCUUGCACAAAUCAUUCUUUUAAAUGAGAAAGCAAUGACAAGAAGAAGCUGUUAAUAAUGGAGUGUGGCAGGGCAGGGUCGUGAUCCUACACACCCGGUCCCGUAUUAGGCCAAAUUAAGCCUCCGAGAGGGAUAAAGGUCGGCUGCAGAGGAUCGUGCGGGAGAGCAAGAUAGUUUACGGACAUGUCC
Messenger RNA from Xyrauchen texanus (razorback sucker), 1501 nucleotides. RefSeq names its product cysteine-rich PDZ-binding protein (gene cript). The transcript has 5 exons. Gene Ontology annotation, cellular component: dendrite. Gene Ontology annotation, molecular function: PDZ domain binding; microtubule binding. Bases 73 to 378 code for a protein of 101 amino acids. Lineage: Eukaryota; Metazoa; Chordata; Actinopteri; Cypriniformes; Catostomidae. Gene Ontology annotation, biological process: cytoplasmic microtubule organization. The record is from RefSeq and is a predicted model, not a curated record.